Pogonomyrmex barbatus (red harvester ant) is the source of this 1192-nucleotide messenger RNA. Its product is annotated as calcyphosin-like protein. The record is from RefSeq and is a predicted model, not a curated record. Lineage: Eukaryota; Metazoa; Arthropoda; Insecta; Hymenoptera; Formicidae. Gene Ontology annotation, molecular function: calcium ion binding.
UUAGAAUAUUUCGUCGUAUGGAUGAGGAUGGCAAUAAGAAACUAAAUCUUGAAGAAUUCAAAACGGGUUUAGAAGAAACCGGACUAGAACUCACUGACGAUGAAAUUAAUGAAAUCUUUCAAAAAUUUGACACUGACGAAGACGGAAACAUUAGCGUUGACGAAUUUCUCGUCGGCAUAAGACCACCAAUGUGUCAGAGUCGCAAAAGUGUAGUAGAGCAAGCAUUCCAGAAAUUGGACAAAACUGGUGAUGGACGAAUCACUAUUGACGAUUUACGAGGGGUUUAUAACGUGAAAUGUCAUCCGCGUUAUAUCAGUGGCGAGGAAAGCGAAGAAAGUAUUUUAAAUAAAUUCCUCUCGAAUUUUGAACACGGGAAAAAUGAAGAUGGCAUCGUAACGGAGGAGGAAUUUAUGAAUUAUUAUAGUGCUAUUAGCGCGAGUAUAGAUCAUGACGCAUAUUUUGAUUUAAUGAUGCGCAACGCUUAUAAGCUGUAAAUCUUAUUCUCUGUACCUAUAUUUUGUGAGAUAACUAGCCGAUUUUGCAUUCAUCUGUACUACAAUCGUCGAAUGAAUUAAUAAUUCUAAGAUUGCUAUGCAAUAUAUAGAUUAAUAUCAUUGUCACAUUACAAGGAAUCUUAGUUAAAGAGUCUUAGUUUGUCAUUAAACUCGCACAUAUUCCAAUCGCAAUUUAGCGAAAAUAUACUGUUAUAUUAUUUCUAAUAUUAAUGUGUGAAUCAUUCAUAUACUGAUAAUCAAGUUAAAACGGGUAUAAUGUAAUUUCUAACUAAUUAUUUUAAUUCAUCUCGAAAUAUCCUUAAUCAAGAAGAAGAAAAAGAAUUGCAUAAAAAUCUUAAGAAUUCUGUUAAAAAUUAACCUAUUACUACUGCUCUCUAAUCUUUCCCUCUUUUUUUAUUGGACUCUUUGAUUGUCAGAUAAUUGAGAUAUAAUUUAUUUAUUUACUUCUAAACUAGUCAAGUUGUUUAAAUUAGUGGAAAUAGAAACAAAAAAUACAAAGCCGAUAAUUUUUUUUCUUCUUCCUUCUCAAUGAUUUAUUAGUUAUUUAUAAAAAAAAGUUGGUUAUAGGGUCCAAUUCUACAACACGAUGUUGCGAGAUUUUACAAACAUUCCUCUUUGUAUAUCAUAUGUUUAUGUGUAUCAUAUAUUUCUUUGAAUAAAUACUUGUGAAAGUGAAA